CCCAAGAACUAGAAGAUGUGCGAAAGCUAAAAGCUAAAAUCAGAGAUAUCCUAACACAGAAUAAUACUUCGAAGUUCGAAACGAGAGUUUACGAGUGCCCUUCAGUAGUGGAGUUACCGAGUUAGCCUCGGCUCAUCGCCUACAUUUGACUUGGUGGCCGAUGGAAACCACGACGGCAAUCUCUGCUUGCGCAAUGUGUUCACUUAUACUUCGAAGUGUCACCAGCUAGAUCCUGAAUAGCAGGAGCGAGAAUGGCUAACCAACGUAUGGAGCUUACUACGCCAGCAGUGACAUGGCAACCUCGCACGAUUUACCUCACCGCAUACAACGUCCUCUUCGCAUCGCUAUGGGCAUCGGUCUUCGUCCGAGCCGUCUCUAAUGCUCGAAUUGGCAAAUUCGAGCUCUUUGAUGCAACAGAACCAUAUGCGCGAUGGAUACAGACCGCUUCGUUGAUAGAAGUCUUACACGCGGCAUUUGGUGUCAUCAAAUCUCCAGUCAGCACAACCGCACUUCAAGUUGUUACACGCGUCAUACAGGUUUGGAUGGUGUGGUACAGCUUUCCGCAAAGCACAGCAACUUCGCAUGCUUAUCUUGCCUUGCUCCUUGCUUGGUCGGUCGCAGACACCAUCCGGUACCUGUAUCUUGCGGUCAACAUGCACGGGAAAGCUCCGAAAGGACUGGUAUGGCUUCGGUAUACCAUGUUCUACCCACUCUAUCCGGUCGGUAUCGGGGCUGAGUGGUGGUUACUGUACCGGUCUAUUGCCCCUGGAGCGAAGGUCAACCCAGUCAUACCACCCGUCUUUUACUUCUGCUUGAUACUGUAUAUUCCAGGUUCCUACACCAUGUACACCUACAUGAUCAAGCAAAGAAGGAAGACACUGGGUUCCAGACGCAAGGUCCAGUAAGCGCAUAGAUUUGGUUGC
This is a messenger RNA of Alternaria rosae, 923 nucleotides long. Its product is annotated as tyrosine phosphatase-like protein. Gene Ontology annotation, cellular component: endoplasmic reticulum membrane. Gene Ontology annotation, molecular function: 3-hydroxyacyl-CoA dehydratase activity. Lineage: Eukaryota; Fungi; Ascomycota; Dothideomycetes; Pleosporales; Pleosporaceae. Gene Ontology annotation, biological process: sphingolipid biosynthetic process; fatty acid elongation; very long-chain fatty acid biosynthetic process. The record is from RefSeq and is a predicted model, not a curated record. The coding region runs from base 252 to 905 and encodes 217 amino acids. The transcript is spliced from 4 exons.